GAUUUAAGGGUUUCACCAUAGAGUUGAGAUAGAGAGUGAAUUAAAAAAAAACAAAUGGGUAAGAACAAUACCACAAUCCUCAUCAUUGCGAUGGUUUUAACCACGGCGAUGAUAAUGGAAGAAGCUAAGAGUUAUCCUAUAUGCAACACCGACACAAACGACUUGCAGAAAUGUUCUCCAGCUGUAACUGGAAACAACCCGCCAGCUCCGGGACCCGACUGCUGCGCAGUGGCUAAGUCCGCUGAUCUUGAAUGUCUCUGCCCGUACCUCUCCCUGUCCGGGAUUGAUCCUUCAAAAAUCAAGUCUGUUCUGGCCAGUUGUGGCGUGGGCAAUCCCUCCUGUUUGUCAUGAUUCAAGAACUGAGCUGGACACAGCCGCAGAGUUUGUCUCGACUUGAGAAGUCUAAUAAGUUAUGAUUAUGUAUUUUGGCGUUGUGAUUCAAAUAAAUUGUCCAAGUUUGCACUUAUUUUCAGUCGUCCUUUUUAAUAUAAUGUUAAAUCAAAUUUGAUUUAACAUCUGCAUCCUUUUGGAUUUGUUUCAAAUAAAUCAUGUUUAAAGUAA
This is a messenger RNA of Brassica napus (rape), 561 nucleotides long. RefSeq names its product putative lipid-transfer protein DIR1. Bases 55 to 351 code for a protein of 98 amino acids. The record is from RefSeq and is a predicted model, not a curated record. Lineage: Eukaryota; Viridiplantae; Streptophyta; Magnoliopsida; Brassicales; Brassicaceae. The transcript has 2 exons. Gene Ontology annotation, molecular function: fatty acid binding. Gene Ontology annotation, biological process: systemic acquired resistance.